UGAGACUCUUUCUCUCUCCACCAGGGGGCGCGCCAAUGCUCACGUCAAAUGUCGAGUACAGAGGAAGCGGUGUCGCGUGAUUCCGGUUCCGUCUGGAUUAGAUGACGUUCCUCUGAGAGUUUCUGGUGUUGAUUGGGUUAACUCAACUAAAAGCGGUUUGUGUAGCAGUCACAUCCAGCUGACCUGCUGGCUCAGUGAGCGUGAACAGUCUCUCCACAGCAGGACCUCUUUAGACCGCCAUCAUGGUGUUAGCUGACCUGGGAAGGAAGAUCACCUCGGCCCUGAGGUCCCUCAGCAACGCCACCAUUAUCAAUGAAGAGGUGCUGAAUGCCAUGUUAAAGGAGGUGUGUGCUGCUCUGCUGGAGGCCGACGUCAACAUCAAGCUGGUCAAACAGCUGAGAGAGAACGUCAAGUCUGCCAUAGACCUUGAGGAGAUGGCCUCAGGUCUGAAUAAGAGAAGGAUGAUUCAGCACGCUGUCUUCAAAGAGCUUGUCAAGCUGGUGGACCCUGGAGUGAAAGCCUGGACUCCCACUAAGGGAAAGAACAAUGUUAUCAUGUUUGUCGGUCUGCAGGGCAGCGGCAAAACCACAACCUGCUCCAAGCUGGCGUAUUAUUACCAGAGAAAAGGCUGGAAGACCUGUCUGAUCUGUGCCGACACCUUCAGAGCCGGUGCCUUCGAUCAGCUGAAACAGAACGCCACUAAAGCCAGAAUCCCCUUUUAUGGCAGUUACACAGAGAUGGAUCCGGUGAUGAUCGCCUCAGAGGGUGUAGAAAAGUUCAAAGGUGAAAACUUUGAGAUCAUCAUUGUGGACACGAGUGGACGACACAAACAAGAAGACUCACUGUUCGAGGAGAUGCUGCAAGUGUCCAACGCUGUGCAACCAGACAACAUUGUGUACGUGAUGGACGCUUCGAUCGGGCAGGCCUGUGAGGCUCAGGCCAAGGCCUUUAAAGACAAGGUGGAUGUGGCAUCGGUGAUUGUCACCAAGCUGGAUGGACACGCCAAAGGAGGCGGGGCUUUGAGCGCUGUGGCAGCCACCAGAAGCCCCAUCAUCUUCAUUGGAACAGGAGAACACAUUGAUGACUUUGAACCGUUUAAGACUCAGCCAUUCAUCAGCAAACUGCUCGGAAUGGGAGACAUUGAAGGACUGAUCGACAGAGUAAAUGAGCUCAAACUGGACGACAACGAGGAGCUGAUUGACAAACUCAAACAUGGUCAGUUCACCCUGAGAGACAUGUACGAGCAGUUCCAGAACAUUAUGAAGAUGGGGCCAUUUGGACAGAUCAUGGGGAUGAUUCCAGGUUUUGGUACAGACUUCAUGAGUAAAGGAAAUGAACAGGAGUCAAUGGCCCGACUGAAGAAGCUGAUGACCAUCAUGGACAGCAUGAAUGACCAGGAACUGGACAGUAAAGACGGGGCUAAGCUCUUCAGUAAACAGCCCAACAGGAUCCAGAGAGUGGCUCGGGGCUCAGGGGUUGCCACCAGAGACGUCCAGGAGCUGCUGACCCAGUAUACAAAAUUUGCCCAGAUGGUGAAGAAGAUGGGUGGCAUCAAGGGACUGUUCAAAGGAGGAGACAUGUCCAAGAACGUGAACCCAUCUCAGAUGGCCAAACUAAACCAGCAGAUGGCCAAGAUGAUGGACCCCCGAGUGCUGCACCACAUGGGUGGAAUGGCCGGUCUUCAAUCCAUGAUGCGUCAGUUCCAGCAGGGAGCUGCUGGAAACAUGAAAGGCAUGAUGGGAUUCAACAACAUGUGAAUGCCAAGAAGUCUGCUGCCUUAAACCUUAAAAAAAACCUUGAGCUGUGCUUACAGUGACCAUUACAGGAGGACAUUUUGGCUUCUUCACAUCCAAAAACAAGAUUUUUGCUUUUAGAAAAUGAGUUAAAGGAGAGUUUAAUGUUUUUAAGAAGCUUCUUCAGUUUUAACAAGAAGGAAAAUGUUGGACUGCUCCUUAAGCAUUGAUGAUGAAGAGGAGGAGGAAGAUUGUUGCUGGCUGCUUUUGGGCCUUGUAUUACAAAUGUAAGGUGUUGGUGUAUAAGAUUUAAACAAAGCGAGGCGUCGGACCUGAUUGGGAGAUUAGAUGACGGUGAUGUUUGUCAGUGACAGUAAUUUUGUCAUAUUAAACAUUUGUAUUACACAA
Messenger RNA from Betta splendens (Siamese fighting fish), 2141 nucleotides. It is a transcript of the gene srp54, whose product is annotated as signal recognition particle 54. Gene Ontology annotation, biological process: SRP-dependent cotranslational protein targeting to membrane; SRP-dependent cotranslational protein targeting to membrane, translocation. The transcript is spliced from 17 exons. Gene Ontology annotation, molecular function: endoplasmic reticulum signal sequence receptor activity; GTPase activity; ATP hydrolysis activity. Bases 243 to 1757 code for a protein of 504 amino acids. Gene Ontology annotation, cellular component: cytosol; signal recognition particle, endoplasmic reticulum targeting. NCBI's taxonomy places the organism in Eukaryota, Metazoa, Chordata, Actinopteri, Anabantiformes, Osphronemidae. The record is from RefSeq and is a predicted model, not a curated record.